AUGUAUGUUCAACCUAGUCAAACAUAUGUUCAGCCAACAGGAGCCUAUCAAAGUACAUGUGCUCCUCAUCAACCUAUUUCCUCAUUUCAGAAUACAGGGUCCUAUCCUGGGCCUGCAAUUUAUUCAACAACUUAUUACAAUCCUGCACUUACAACAACAACCUUAGCAAAAUCAAUGGUUGCUAGGCAAGGUCCUAUAGCUAUGGCUGCUCAUCAGAUAUGUUUGCAAGUUUGGUUGGCUGUUUCUCUGAUUACAGAUGUAUUGGCAGCAUCUGGUAAGGUGUUGAUUGCUAGUUCGGUUUCAGAAGGGGAUUAUAGAUCCGUGAAGGAUAUCACAUACUUCGUGUUGACUGAGGAUUUUGAUGAGCUUGAGGAUGUUGAUAUGUUAUACAACACCUUAUCACUAGACAAACUAGAAGCUCUAGAAGAUCUUGUUAUCAUGCAGCCCUUGGUCAUGUGUUUGUAUUCACUGGUCAUGUGUUUGGGUGAAGGUUUGGAUGGUCGUCUGAAUGGUGCAUGCACCAAAGCCUACAAAUGGAUUUUGGAUCAUGGCAGUGUCACCACCAUCCCAUCAUGGGGCAAAACAUGGCAUUCUAUGCUUGGUGUGUGCGGGUGGGAAGGAACCAACCCAAUGGCCUCAGAGUUUUGGCACCUUCCAUCUUUACUUCCUAUGUAUCCAGGUUAAUCUACUCGUAUUCUUUUCUCAAACUGUGUUUGAUCUAAGGGAGAUCAACUUAUCAUAAGUAAGUUAUUUUUUUCACCCUGUUAUUUAAUAUUUUUGUGAUUGAAUGAAUGUCUUAAUGAAAGUAAUUGACAACCCUUUUUCUGUAAAUGAUGUUGUGAUUGUGGGAGAGGUGUUGUAUUUUUCUCUGUUGCUAGGUAACCUUCUCAACAAUAGCAUUCUACUUAAGCAGGUGAGUAAUCAAGAUUAAGGGAGACUUGUAAUCAUGUUUGGCAUUCCUUUCCAGUAAGAAACAGAGUUGUAUGAUUAUUUGUUAGUUUUAUAGGAAUGUAUAACCCAUGUUAGCAAUGUAUUAUUUUUGUUUA
Molecule: messenger RNA, 1046 nt
Organism: Lactuca saligna
Lineage: Eukaryota; Viridiplantae; Streptophyta; Magnoliopsida; Asterales; Asteraceae
Source: the annotation of a GenBank genome assembly